Messenger RNA from Didymodactylos carnosus, 543 nucleotides. Lineage: Eukaryota; Metazoa; Rotifera; Eurotatoria; Philodinida; Philodinidae. The record is from the annotation of a GenBank genome assembly.
AUGAACGAGAUAAUCAAAUCCUUAUCACGUGAUCAAACGAAUGAUUUUCCGUUACUUGUUCGUUAUUCACUAGUUGAUAAUGAUGUUUGUAAUGGUAAUCAGGAUACCAUUGAUCAUAUGACAACAUCCGAUGAAAUGAAGGCUAAUGUAUUAAAAACAUUGGCGAAUUCGGAUACGAAACUUCCCAAAGGAUCGCAUGAUAGAAUUCAUCCAUUUGGUCGUGUUGGCUAUCCAGUUACUUAUCGCGAAAUCUAUGAAUAUUUAUCGUGUCUAGAAAUAUCACCGUGCAACGAUUGGUUAUCGUCCAACAGUACACUAAGAGACUUGACAACUCAGCGAGCAGUUGAAUUAUCAGAAGCUGUCAAAGAGGCUACCAUGACUUACAGAGCACAAAACUUUGAUACUGAUUAUAUGGAUUUUCCAUUUCAAGUGAUAUUCGAUGAAUGGAAAAGUCAAGGUGGUGAAUCGUGGCAAUUGAUUGAAACUGUCGACGGAUUUCAUAUCAAUCAAUAUGGUCAUGCAACUGUUUCAGAUGUCUUUUGA